CCUCAGCACUGAGUGGGGCUCGAGAAAGCUCGUUCGUCAAUGCUUCGGCUUAUGAACAGGUAAACUCACUAAUUGGGCGUCGUGGGUAACUACGAGCUAUAAUGAGAUGGCCUACCGGCAACGAGUCCACUCGCGACAGCUUGACGCCCACCAGGGUUGAGAAUAUGGUCAUGAGCUCGGUCUUGGACGUGGGCUGAGAAGUCGUGCUGCAUUCGGGUGGCACAGCUACAUGGUUGCUGCCUUCUACCCCUCUAUUCUCAGCCUUGUCCAUCAUCUCUUCACAUCACAUAGCGCUUGAGCGACGAUAAAUUUUCGGAAACCUGCCAUUUUUCGCCCAAUGGUGUAACAAUAGACAUCAGGAUACUAGACAUCACCAGAUCCACGGUGGAAGCGGUCAACGUCUCGACAGCAAUGGGUUCCUGCGUCAACAAUUACACCAUGAGCACCGAUCGGAUAUGCGAAGAGUGUGCCAAAAUACCUUGGGACACGCUGUUUGCCCCAGAGAUCCGUCUAGAACCAGAAAUUGGCGUUUGGUAUGAUGCAGUGUUUCACAGAAGCAAAGUUGACCAAAAAACAGAGUGUCGAAUCUGCCGAUUCUUCGCAAAGGUUCUCAAAGAUUGCACCCGGGGUACCGAACAUGGACGACGCUUCGAGAUAAGUUGUUAUUAUGCCGCUGGUUUGGGCUUGGAUCUUCCGUCAGCAUUUCUCGAAGUCGAACAUUCGGCGAGCGAGCAUGCCGACUAUUACGGCGGCGUCGUACUUGCCUGCCAACCAACAUCCCAGGUGACUCGAAAAGUGUUAGAGAAAGCCUUCUCUGGAUAUGUAUUCCCUCAAGAUCUACCAACGGUGAAGAAGCCGUUGCUAGACCCUGGCCAAAAUCUAUAUCCAGCUGGCGUUAACGUUGCUCUCUUGAAGUCUUGGCUGGAUGUCUGCAUCGAAAAACAUGACCACCGGUGUCGCCCGAGACCGAUCGAUGGUCUGAAGGAUUUAAAAGUCAUUGAUUGUGAGCAUCUAAGGAUCGUUCCUGCGCCGCCUGCAUGUCGAUACGCAGCAUUGUCUUACGUCUGGGGCAAAGAAGGCAAGAAGGUCGGCUCGACCAACAUCCGGGAGAUAAUCCCAAAAACUGUCGAAGACGCUAUUGAGACAACCUUAUCAUUGGGAUACAGAUACCUCUGGGUCGACCGAUAUUGCAUCGAUCAGUCCGACGCACAGGCGAAGCAACACCAAAUUAUGCAGAUGGCAGAUAUAUAUGCAGCAGCGCAGUUCACCAUCUUCGCUGCGGCUGGCAAUGACUCGAAUCAUGGGCUUCCUAGAGUACGGCCACAUUAUCGGGGCUUCUCCUCCUGUUGCGCAUCCACGAGAUCAGUGCAGUUAAUCCAUUUACCUCAAACAAGCCCCAGCUGGAACCUACGAAAGUUGUCACAAUCUUCGUGGGCUUCGCGAGCGUGGACAUUCCAAGAGUGUUACUUCUCAAAGCGGCGUCUCUUUUUCACCGACAGACAAGUCAUUUUCAUUUGUAGCACAGAUUCAUACUACGAGGCAGAUAGGCCCCAUGGCGGCGGCGGCCCCUCCGAGGACGCUCACCUAUUACUGCCAGGCUGGUUUGCCAACACCGUAAAACUCGAGGCGGCUGACACGAUGAUUGCGUCAAUGAAAGUAUUGAAGCAAUACAGCGCUCGCACGUUAUCCUUCGACGCAGAUGCGCUUAACGCCAUAAUUGGUGCGUUGAACUCUUACGCCAAAUACGGUGUUCAGCACAUCUGGGGAGUCCCUUGGAAACGCUCCUCGGCAGACUACUCACCUGGUUUAAAGGACUUUCUCUCAACUAGCCGCAGUGUUAGACGGGAUAUCGACAUAGCAUUAUUGUGGAAUCACGAAAAGCCAAGCAUACGCCGCAACGGAUUUCCCAGUUGGUCGCCCCUCGGAUGGAAAACCCCAAUCGAAUGGUACUGGCAGAACAGACGCCGCCUUUCAACCUACGUCUCACCGGAAGCAAAAAUUGUACAAGUAAAGUCCACUAAGGAUUUCCACAAGCUGUAUGCUCCAGCCAACCCCGACGAAUCCACACCAGAAGAACUCUCGCAGUACCUCAAAGUAGAAGCACGAACCGCAAUGUGCAAUUUGCAAUUCAAAACUGAGAGUACGUGGGAAAACAAAGUUGCCAAACAAUCAGGGAUUGAAAUAUCACUGGGUAAUGGAUGGAAUGCUAUUGCGGAGGUGUACUGGGACCUGCCUCCGGACAAGGGAAACGAACCAUUUUUGAAGUGUGUUCUACUGCCUGGAGCAGAAUUUACCAAAUCCACCGUGAACGAGUUGCACGCUCAUGUUCUCAUACUUGAGCAACACGGAAACCAUUACGAACGUAUAGGUAUCACUCGACUGCCCGCACAUUUUGGUGAUACUUAUGACGGUUUCACUCCACUCUUUCGUCUCGUGAACAAGUUCGGCCGUGUCUUUGCAGGAUACUCGAGAAAACCUUAUUACGCAGAAAAAGAAAUUCCGUCUGCUGCGAUAACAGACUUCUGCUGGUCGGACCACUUCCAGCCGGAGACUAUAAUCCUUGGCUAAGGAAAACUUUGUGGUCUCACGUCUUCACGUUAGCUUAUCUUGCCCUGACCCUUAUGGUAGUAA
Molecule: messenger RNA, 2631 nt
Organism: Alternaria rosae
Lineage: Eukaryota; Fungi; Ascomycota; Dothideomycetes; Pleosporales; Pleosporaceae
Product: heterokaryon incompatibility protein-domain-containing protein
Exons: 3
Coding region: 412-2568 (718 amino acids)
Source: RefSeq, a predicted model, not a curated record